CUCAAAUUUCCUGCAAUAAAAAAUCAAAAUAAAUUUCCUUUUUCUUAAAUUCGUUUUCGCCUAAAAACCCUAAUUUCUUCUUUCUUCUCCGUUAAUUCUUGGCCUUAAACCCAUGCAGGUGAAUGCCCUAAUUGUAUUCGUCGAUUCCAUUUGAGACUUAGCCCUUCAGAUUGGCGAAUUUUGACUCUUCCAUUUCCUCCUCAACUCUAUCAAGAUACGUUCUCUUCCUUCUAUUUUUUUUUUUUCAUUUUUUUCUUAAUUCCAUUCUUUACGUCAGGGGCUGUGAUUUUCUUUCGUCUGUCUCAUCAAAUGUUCUAGUGGAUUACGAGCAGUAUUUUUGAGAAAUUCCAACGACGGAAGUGGAUUUUUCAUUUGUUUUUUAAAAUUUUAUUGGGGGGUUGCGUUGAAUUCUUAAAUACUCGAGCAGCGGCGGCAGUUUUAUUUUUGAAUUUCAGAGUCGGCAGAUUGGUUGAGAUUUACCCAAGUAUGUAAGGAGUAUUGAGCGAGAUGGAUUUUCUCCUUUUGCUGUGAUUUUGAAGGUUUGAUGUUUAGACGGAUUGAAUUUAUUUAGGAACGUGUUUGUAGAAUGAUGGAUAGAACCCCUGGUUUAGUUUUGAAGCGUUCCUUGCGAAAGAAAGCUACUUCGCGAAAUUAUGACGAGGAUUUAAUGGAUGAGUUUGUAGAGAAGCAUUUAGGGGGUGUUUCGAAGAAGAAGAAGAAGAAGAGCAAAACGGCAGAGGAUCUAGAGAAAGAGACUGAAAUUGAGGCUAUGAUAGCGUUAUCGGUUGGAUUCCCAAUUGAUGCCUUGCUUGAGGAGGAGAUUAAAGCAGGGGUGGUGAAGAAAUUGGGUGGGAAAGAGCAGAAUGAUUACAUUGUUGUUAGAAAUCAUAUCCUCGCGAGGUGGCGGGGCAAUGUACGAAUGUGGCUUUCAAAGGGGCAGAUUAAAGAAACUGUGAGCAAUGAGUAUGAACAUUUAAUUAGUGCAGCAUAUGAUUUCCUUCUGUACAAUGGCUAUAUAAACUUUGGUGUGUCACCAACCUUUACAUCUCAAGUGUCAGAGGAGGGAUCUGAAGGAACUGUGAUUGUUAUUGGUGCAGGCCUUGCCGGAUUAGCUGCAGCACGGCAGCUAUUAUCAUUUGGUUUUAAGGUUAUUGUUUUAGAAGGUAGGAAUCGUCCUGGUGGAAGAGUUUAUACACAAAAGAUGGGGCAGGAGGGCAAAUUUGCUGCUGUAGAUCUUGGUGGCAGUGUCAUUACUGGUAUCCAUGCUAAUCCUCUUGGAGUUCUAGCUAGACAACUUUCCAUUCCGCUUCAUAAGGUUAGAGAUAAUUGUCCAUUGUAUAAACCUGAUGGGACACUGAUUGGAAAGGAUAUUGAUGCCAAGAUUGAGUUUAUUUUUAAUAAAUUGCUAGACAAAGUGACUGAACUGAGAAAGAUUAUGGGAGGAUUGGCAAAUAACAUAUCUCUUGGAACCGUUCUAGAAAAACUCAGGCAAUUGUAUGCUGUGGCUCGGAGUACGGAUGAAAGACAACUUCUCGAUUGGCAUAUAGCAAACUUGGAAUACGCAAAUGCAGGAUGUGUUUCAAAUUUGUCUGCUGUGCAUUGGGAUCAAGACGAUCCUUAUGAAAUGGGUGGCGACCAUUGCUUCCUAGCAGGAGGUAAUUGGAGAUUGAUAAAAGCAUUAUGUGAAGGAGUUCCAAUAUUUUAUGGGCAGGUUGUUGACACUAUUAAAUAUGGAAGUGAAGGAGUGGAAGUAAUAGCUGGAGAUCAAGUGUUUCAAGCGGAUAUGGUCCUGUGCACGGUCCCACUUGGGGUUCUGAAGCGAAAACGUAUCAGAUUUGAACCAGAGUUACCUAAAAGGAAGCUGGCAGCAAUUGAGCGACUGGGUUUUGGAUUAUUGAAUAAAGUCGCAAUGGCUUUUCCUCAUGUUUUCUGGGGGGAAGACAUAGAUACAUUUGGAUGUCUUAGAGAGCAUUGCCAUCAGCGAGGGGAGUUCUUUUUGUUUUAUGGUUAUCAUACUGUUUCUGGAGGUGCAGUUCUUAUAGCUCUAGUUGCUGGAGAAGCUGCUGAAGCGUUUGAAUCCACGGAUCCAACCGUGUUGCUCCACCGGGUUCUUGGAAUUCUCAGAGGCAUAUUCAGCACCAAGGGUAUUGACGUGCCAAAUCCAAUACAGACAAUAUGCACAAGAUGGGGGAGGGAUCCAUUUUCUUACGGCUCAUACUCUCAUGUUCGAGUGGGGUCCACUGGCAACGAUUACGACAUUCUUGCAGAAAGUGUGUGGAACAGAUUAUUCUUUGCCGGUGAGGCCACAACUAAGCAAUAUCCAGCCACCAUGCAUGGUGCCUUCUUGAGUGGCCUAAGAGAAGCUUCAUGUAUUUACCAAGCAACUCGGGGACGAUCAAACAAUACUAGGAAGUUCAUGUCGAAAAGUCUCAGACAUGAUAUUUUGGCAGAUCUUUUUAGGAAACCUGACAUUGAAGUUGGAAAUCUGUCCUUUAUUUUCAAUUCCUUGGUAGAUGAUGAAAAAUCUAUGGGGGUCAUGAAAAUCACAUUCAGAGGCAAGGGAGAAAGUUCUAAUGACGAAGAAUUGGCAGACGAUUGUGAAGACCCCUCACAACAACAGCUGCUGCUUUACACGAUUGUAUCCCGUGAACAGGCACGUGAGCUAAAACUUGCAACUGGAGAGAAUGAAGGUAGACUGCCACAUCUAGUGAAAAAUUUUGGCUUAAAGCUGAUGGGACCCAGUGCUUUGGCUAAUAUCGGUAACUCGUUGAUUUCUAGUAUUGCCAGUGCUCGAAGAGGCCGGGGGAGGAAUCGGUUGUCUGCUGGACAACCACAACUUCAACCCCAAUCACAACCACAAAUGCAAGCCCAGCCCCAGCCCCAACCACAACCCCAGCCCCAGCCACAAUCACGACUGCAAUCCCAGCUGCAAUAUCAACCUGAGCCCCAGCCGCAAUAUCAACCCGAGCCCGAGCCCCAACCCCAACUACAAAUACAACCCCAGCCCCAACUGCAACUGCUUCCUCAGCCACAGCUUCAACCCCAACUGCUACUCCAACCUCAAUCACAACUACAGCUACAACCACAACCACAAAUCUAAUAGAUAAUCUUCUGCUGCUGUGGACUUAAGAACCAACCCUCUUUUGGAAAUAGAAGAAGUACCUGGAAACAUGUGGGUGCAUUAUAUUGCUUGAAAAGGGCUGUCACAAAUAGGCAUGCCUGUCAAAUCCCAGAUGAAGAUUUGAAUUAUGUCCCAAGGGAUGAUGAAUUUGGUUAUUUCAUUGUUUCACAAUUCAGAAAAAGUGCGAUUUUUUUUCAGCCUCAGCAUGGAUAAUCGAAGUCUGAAGCAAACUGACUUGGUGUGGGUAAAAGUAAUAACAUCAUCAGCUGAUCAAUGUGAAAACCUUUUGAGUAGAUCAAAUGACUGUAAUUAAUCAAUUUGGUGUCUACUAGGGUAACAGGAGUUACAAUUCUUCCCCGUAUUUUUUUUUGUAGUUCAAUACAACUCUAUGUUAACUCAUUGACUCCAAAGAAAGCAGUUGUAUUCUUGGGCAUCCAUAGUUUUACAACACAUUUCGUAUCUGUAUUAUACACUCAAUUUUUUCCUGGAAAAUCCCAACCUAGAAAGCCUUUUCGCC
Messenger RNA from Benincasa hispida (wax gourd), 3638 nucleotides. RefSeq names its product LSD1-like2 (gene LDL2). NCBI's taxonomy places the organism in Eukaryota, Viridiplantae, Streptophyta, Magnoliopsida, Cucurbitales, Cucurbitaceae. The record is from RefSeq and is a predicted model, not a curated record. Gene Ontology annotation, molecular function: protein binding; oxidoreductase activity.